UCCAUCUAAAUCCAAAUUAAACAACAACAAAAAAAAAACACACACACACACACACACAAAGCCUCUCUCUCUCUCUCCUCCCAAAAUUCGAAUCCGCAUCCACCGCCAAACCCUAUUUUUCUAUCUCUCUCUCUGUAUCUCUCUUUCCUCUGGUUCUGGCGAGCUGAGCCUGAGACCAAGCUGCUGCAAAUACAAGAAGCACACGAGAAUACAUAUAAAAAGCACGAAAAUGAGGAGGGGAGCUAAGAGGAAGGCGAGCCAGAAGGAGGCAGAGAACCACAAAGAAUCGAGCAAAGCCGCCAACAGCAGCAAAGCCACAAGGACUCGGACGACGAAGAGGGUUAAGGCGUCCGAGCCCCAAUCGGAGCCCCAAUACUUGGAGGACCCUCGGAACCUCGAAGAUCUAUGGAAGGCUGCAUUUCCUGUUGGGACUGAAUGGGAUCAAUUGGACUCCGUUUACCAAUUCAAGUGGGAUUUCUCCAAUCUCGAACAAGCUUUUGAAGAAGGGGGGAAGCUCUAUGACCUUGGCAAGAACAAAGUCUAUCUCUUCGGUUGUACUGAGCCUCAAUUGGUGUCUGUGAAUGGUGAAAACAAAGUUGUUUGCAUUCCUGUUGUGGUCGCUGUUGUAUCACCAUUCCCCCCUUCGGAUAAGAUUGGGAUUAAUUCAGUUCAGAGAGAAGCUGAAGAAAUAAUUCCCAUGAAACAAAUGAAAAUGGACUGGAUUCCAUAUAUUCCUCUGGAGAAUAGAGACAGCCAAGUUGAUAGACUUAAAUCUCAAAUAUUCAUUUUGGGCUGCACUCAAAGAAGGGCUGCUUUGAAACACAUGAAGAUAGAUCGUCUCAAGAAAUUUGAGUACUGUUUGCCUUAUUUCUAUCAGCCUUUUAAGGAAGAUGAGCUUGAGCAAAGCACUGAGGUCCCAAUAAUGUUUCCAGGAGAGCCAAAGCCGGUUUACUGUGAAUUUGAUUGGGAGUUGGAUGAAUUGAAGGAGUUCACUGAUAAAUUGAUAGAAGAGGAGGAAUUAUCUGCAGACCAGAAGGAUGCAUUCAAGGAGUUUGUCAAGGAGAAAGUACGUGAACAAAAGAAAAAUAACCGGGAGGCAAGGGAAGCCCGGAGAAAAGCCAUUGAAGAAAUGAGUGAGGAAGCUAAAGCAGCAUUUGAAAAUAUGAGGUUUUACAAGUUCUACCCUGUACAGACACCAGAUACUCCUGACGUAUCAAAUGUUAAGGCUCCAUUCAUCAACAGGUAUUAUGGCAAAGCUCAUGAGGUAUUGUGAUUAUUUCCUCUAAGGUCAAGAUGGCAGAUUUGAAAUGUCUCGAGCCUUGUCUGGCCGUGCUGUUAACUACUCUAAGAUAAAGACUUGGUACUCUGAAAAAGUAUGGGAGGCAAUCCCCUGGUGCCUCGAUAUAGAAUUGCUUGAAUACAGCCUAGGUGUCUCCCAGACAGAUGUAGACUUGUAGCUUCAGAAUUUUUAGAUAAAAGAAGAUGAGGUGCACUUGUUACCACAGGAGGAAUUUGUAAGAUACAUUGAGGCUUUUGAAUUUUGUACUAGUGGGGCUGUGAAGCUGGAAUUUUCCAGUGGCUUAGAAUGUCUUCAUUUCUCUCUGAGUAA
Messenger RNA from Prunus avium (sweet cherry), 1609 nucleotides. Its product is annotated as protein HEAT INTOLERANT 4. Gene Ontology annotation, biological process: regulation of cellular response to heat. The record is from RefSeq and is a predicted model, not a curated record. NCBI's taxonomy places the organism in Eukaryota, Viridiplantae, Streptophyta, Magnoliopsida, Rosales, Rosaceae.